Messenger RNA from Anopheles stephensi (Asian malaria mosquito), 2678 nucleotides. RefSeq lists its product as uncharacterized. The record is from RefSeq and is a predicted model, not a curated record. Lineage: Eukaryota; Metazoa; Arthropoda; Insecta; Diptera; Culicidae. The transcript has 2 exons. The coding region runs from base 1612 to 2430 and encodes 272 amino acids.
AAUUCAACUUAGCUUAAUUGCCCACUCGCCAGCUUCGUUGUGGACGUCAUCAGACACAGAAGCUACUCCAAACCUUAAGAUCGAGCAACGCAAACAAAUCCUACCCGUGCACGGUUGAAUUCCACCAAGAAGCCAGCUAAAGUACCGUUUCAUCCGUCGGCAGUUUAAGCACAAAAUUGGUCCGGUUGGAGCUCGUGACAGCUUCCGGCGAAGGUCAUUUUUCUCUGUUCGAUGACACUCCGAUCGUGUGCGUCCUGUGGGUUAUGUUUUCCCUGUAAGUCCCGAGCUCCGGAGGCUAGCAUGAUCGCUUGAAACCCCCAAAACUCUCUGGACAGUGUCAAUUAUCGUAUCGUCUAGCGAAUCCCCCCCGAAAAUUUCACCCCCAACCCUUAACGGAUGUCACAGUUUGGGGCGACCCCCAAACGACAUCCGCUCGGGUCCAUAAACAUCGUACCCCAUCGAUGGGGUGGAUAUUCUCCAAAUGAUCCGCGUUCGAUCGUUCGCUAGAAACGUAGUACGAGCUUUCACGCAGAGCUAAAACAAACUCGAAAUGAAGAAAAAACGGCAAAGAAACGGUUAGUUUCGUUGACCCCAAGAAAGCCCAAGGGGGAGUCCGGGGACGAAAGCUCUCGCGUCCGAUUGCUCUGGGGGGAAGGGGUGGGGGGGUUUGGGAUGUUGGGCCGUGGGUGAAUUGGAUAAGUGCAGGUAGAUGGUUCGAGGCCACCCUCCAGCCGGGAAGGGUGGAACCAUCUCCUCGGUAACCUGUUCGAGGUGAACCGGGAGGAUGUGAUUCUUUGCUUCUCUGUCUCUUGUGGAGGGUUUUGACGUACUUGUCUAUGCUUUCUCUUGCUAGAUGAUCUCUAGCAAGUGGUAUUGAUAUUUCAUCGUUUUCCUGAAGCCUCUCGAUUGACCCUACGCGUGAGAUGUUUUGGGCGGGACAGCUGAGUCUGAGUUAAGAGGGGACAGGAGGAGAGCGCGAUGACUGUGAGCCAUGCUGAGUAUAGAACGCGUUGUGAAAGUCGUAGGAUGUUGGGGCACAGUGAGUGACGAAUGCAACGCAUCACAAUUCUUUCAUAUUGAAUCGAUCUUCCAGUGAGAGUGCCAUGGUCAAUUAGGAAUCGUGUUGGGAAAAAUAGAAUGAAAUUUAAUAAAAAUUAUGAUACAUUAAAUAGAAAAAAUAAUAUGCCGAGAACAAUUGUUCAACACUGUACAUAGGGACGGACCUGGACGCCGCAGUACAUAAGGAAACCAGAAUGGAAACCCUCCUCCCCUAGAGGAACCCUUUCCCGCAGAAUUGCACGUGGGAAUCCAGAUUUUAUGAUGAUUGCUUCAGACUGGCCCCACGAAGAUAGCGUUUUGAGCACGAGAGUGAGUGAGAGAGAGCGAGUAGGAUACGGUCGGCGAUCGGAUGGACGUUCUUCCCGGGGAACGGGAUAAACAACCAAUUCUGCAAUUCGACCCGGGUUGGAUGCUUGUGGUCCACCGUUAGAACCUUCACUCGAAAUCAGGCUGCGCUCGGAGCAGCAUCUCAGUGGGGCUGAAACAGUGAGCGAUCCUGACCGUGUGUCUAUACGAGCAUACUGUGCGAUUUGUGUAACUCGCUUCCCGAUCAUGGGUACCUAUUGGAGCGGACGUUCGGUGACCCUUUGGCUUCUGCUGGUCGCAACAGUGGUACGAAUCGAUUCUCUGCCCAUUACGAGCCUUCUCGACGACGACAGUGAUUAUGACGAUAGCUUCGAGAACGAUUACGAUCUAGUGUUUGAUCAGCGCCAGAACGGAACGGCUAACGUGCGCGUAUCGGUGGAUGGUGUUAUGGUGGCAUUGCCAGCACCAGACAUGUCUCCAUCGGCAACCCUUGCCGGAGCGACCCUGUUGGAUCUGUUUGCAUCGCAACUGUCGGCAGCUGGCGAGGGCGGAGAGGACGACAGUUCGGAGGAAACGUACGGUACCAUAUCGGGAUCGGCAUCUUCUUCUGCUGCCAGCGCGACAGGAGCAAGUUCCACCACUUCUACUACCGUCGCUCCCACCACCAGCACCACAACGGCUACGGUGGUGGCAUCCGAUCCGCUGCUCGCCAGUGACUUCCCUUAUCAAGGGCUGUCCGCCAAUCUGCCCGCCAGCUUGCUCGGCCAGGGCCUAUCGUUCUUCUUCAAUCCGAAGCGGGGUGAGAUUCCGUUCCGUCUCAACACGGCGCCCGAAUCCACGAAUCCGGCCAUCCCGAUACUUAUAACGAAGCUGGACAAAGCGCCCGCUGCUCGUGAUCCGGAGGCGAACGGAUCGAAUGAGGAUAGCCGCGAGAUUGCAGCAUCACAAGAAACGCCCAAACAGCAGCAUGCGGGCAAGAAGAAGCGUAAGCAUAAGCGAAAGUACAAGGUGCGCCUUGCCAACUUGUUGAGACCGUUGCUGAAGCGUACCGUGCUGGUUCAGUAACGGCUUCCCGGGCUUUCCGUGGCUUCCGUUGUGAUAAGUUCGUUGAGAAAAAAAUGGGAAAUUACUUGACUGAGAACGCAAGCGACUGGAUAGGGAGAAGUUGGUAGCAAGCAUGGGAAAAGGACACACCUUACCGCGAAGGAACGUUCGCUUGGCUCAACUAAUCUAAUAGCAAAGUAAGAAACAUGCAUUUAUGAUAACUUAAAUAAAAGCUCGUAAAUUAAGGUAAUAUAAAUGUAGUUAAAUUA